Molecule: messenger RNA, 2151 nt
Organism: Argiope bruennichi
Lineage: Eukaryota; Metazoa; Arthropoda; Arachnida; Araneae; Araneidae
Product: putative per-hexamer repeat protein 5
Exons: 13
Coding region: 1-2151 (716 amino acids)
Source: RefSeq, a predicted model, not a curated record
AUGAUAUUUCGGGGCUCCACACCAAGUGGAGGCACAUCGGGAACUGCUGGUACAGGAAGUGCAGGCACUGCUGUGUCACAAGGAGCUCCAAGCGGUGGCACGACACCCAGUGGUGGAACGGCGGGAACGGGAAGCACUGGCAGCGGAGGCACAACCUCUAGUGGUGCCACAACUGGUACUGGAACUGCAGGUAGUGAAGGUACAACAUCGAGCGGAGCGACAGCCGGUUCGACAGGUACUGGAACAACAUCGAGUGGUGGAACUGCAGGAACUGGAACCACGGGUACAGGUGGAACAUCGGGAUCUGGAGGAACAGGAACUACUGGCACUGGAGGCACCAUGUCUAGUGGUGGAUCCACUGGAACUGGAACAACGAGUAGUGAUGGAACAUCUAUCACGGGUAAUGCAUCAUCCAAUGGCCCACCUGCUGCGCCUGCUCAAAGCUCCCGUCCCAGAUCUUCAUCAACAGGAAAAACAGGAAGAAGGAGAGGAAGAGGCGGGAAAAAACGAACUGUUGAUACCGGAAGUACGGGAUCUCGUGUGUCAAAAGGAGCUCCGAAAGACACCACGACACCAAGUGGAGGAACUGCAGCAUCGUCAGGAACAGGAUCUAUUGGGAGUCCAGCCACAACUUCUAGUAGUGUUAUUAGUACUGGAAAUACUGGUAGUGCAGGUACGACAACGAGUGCAGCAACGUCAGGAUUUACAGGAACUGGAAUCACAGGUGGCACGACACCCAGUGGUGGAACGGCGGGCUCGGCGGGAACGGGAAGCAAUGGCAGCGGAGGCACAACCUCUAGUGGUGCCACAACUGGUACAGGAACUGCAGGUAGUGAAGGUACAACAUCUACCGGUGUGACAGCCGGUUUGACAGGAACUGGAACAACGUCGAGUGAUGGAACUGCAGGAACUGGAACCACGGGUACAGAUGGAACAUCGGGAUCUGGAGGAACAGGAACUAGUGGCACUGGCGGCACCAUAUCUAGUGGUGGAUCCACUGGAACUGGAACAACGAGUACAGGAACAACGGCGGGAUCUACGGGCACAGGAAACACAGGUAGUGCAGGAACAUCGGGCACGGGAGGCUCCACAUCAAGUGGUGGCACAUCGGGAACUGCUGGUACUGGAAGUGCAGGCACUACUGUGUCACAAGGAGCUCCAAGUGGUGGCACGACACCCAGUGGUGGAAUGGCGGGAAUGGGAAGCACUGGCAGCGGAGGCACAACCUCUAGUGGUGCCACAACUGGUACUGGAACUGCAGGUAGUGCAGGUACAACAUCGAGCGGAGCGACAGCCGGUUCGACAGGUACUGGAAUAACAUCGAGUGGUGGAACUGCAGGAACUGGAACCACGGGUACAGGUGGAACAUCGGGAUCUGGAGGAACAGGAAGUACUGGAACUGGAGGCACCACGUCUAGUGGUGGAUCCACUGGAACUGGAACUACGAGUAGUAGUGGAACGGCGGGAUCUACAGGAACUGGAACUACGAGUAGUGGUGGAACGGCGGGAUCUACAGGAACUGGAACCACAGAUAGUGGAGGAACAACUGGCACGGGAGGCUCCACACCAAGUGGUGGCACAUCGGGAACUGCUGGUACUGGAAGUGCAGCCACUGCUGUGUCACAAAGAGCUUCAAGUGAAGGCUCCACACCAAGUGAUGGCACAUCGGGAACUGCUGGUACUGGAAGUGAAGGCACUGCUAUGUCACAAGGAGCUCCAAGUGGUGGUACGGCGGGCUCUGCAGGAACGGGAAGCACUGGCAGCGGAGGCACAACCGCUAGUGGUGCCACAACUGGUACUGGAACUGCAGGUAGUGAAGGUACAACAUCGAGCGGAGCGACAGCUGGUUCGACAGGAACUGGAACAACGUCGAGUGAUGGAACUGCAGGAACUGGAGCUAUGGGUACAGGUGGAACAUCGGGAUCUGGAGGAACAGGAACUACUGGCACUGGAGGCAUCAUGUCUAGUGGUGGAUCCACUGUAACUGGCACAAAGAGUAGUGGUGGAAUGGCGGGAACUACAGGAACUGGAACCAUAGGAGGCUCCACACCAAGUGGUGGCACAUCGGGAACUGCUGGUACUGGAAGUGAAGGCACUGCUGUGUCACAAGGAGCUCCAAGCGGUAAGUUGCAUGUAUUGUAUUCCCAUUAG